Molecule: messenger RNA, 5854 nt
Organism: Tyto alba (common barn owl)
Lineage: Eukaryota; Metazoa; Chordata; Aves; Strigiformes; Tytonidae
Gene: IKZF5
Product: IKAROS family zinc finger 5
Exons: 6
Coding region: 307-1566 (419 amino acids)
Biological process (GO): regulation of transcription by RNA polymerase II
Molecular function (GO): RNA polymerase II cis-regulatory region sequence-specific DNA binding; DNA-binding transcription factor activity
Source: RefSeq, a predicted model, not a curated record
CCACCUCCACGCGCGCGUGCGUCGCGGUCUCGCGAGGCUGCGGUGGGCACAACAAACAUGGCGGCGGCGGCGGGGGCGGCAGGCGGCGGCCGCGCUGAGGGACGGCGGCGGGGGAGACACCAACAAAUAGAACACAAAUUAACUUAAGCAUACCACGAGGCUGGUGACACCUGAAAUAGGGGAAGGUGGAGAGGCUGUGCUCUGUGCUUUCUGUCUGACCUGUUGGGAGCACAUUUUGCAGCAUGUUUGCUACUUAGCAGGGAACUGAAGUUCAGGCACAAGAGGUUGAAAACAUAAAUAGUGAAUAUGGGUGAAAAGAAGCCAGAACCUUUGGACUUCGUAAAAGAUUUUCAGGAGUACCUUACACAGCAGACUCACCAUGUAAAUAUGAUCUCUGGAUCAGUUAGUGCAGACAAGGAAGGAGAGACUCUUCAGGGAGCUGGGACCGAAGGUGAUCAGAAUGGUCUGGAUCAUCCUUCUGUUGAGGUUUCACUGGAUGAAAACUCAGGAAUGUUAGUGGACGGGUUUGAAAGGACGUUUGAUGGGAAGUUAAAGUGUCGAUACUGCAACUAUGCCAGCAAAGGAACAGCACGGCUCAUAGAGCAUAUCAGAAUUCAUACAGGUGAGAAGCCGCACAGAUGCCAUUUGUGUCCCUUUGCAUCAGCUUACGAACGUCAUCUGGAGGCUCACAUGCGAUCGCAUACCGGUGAAAAACCAUACAAAUGUGAAUUGUGUUCCUUUCGCUGCAGUGACAGAAGCAACUUAUCUCACCACCGCAGACGCAAACAUAAAAUGGUGCCUGUCAAGGGUGCAAGGUCUUCUCUAAGUAGCAAGAAAAUGUGGGGGGUUUUGCAGAAGAAGACCAGCAAUUUGGGGUACAGCAGAAGAGCACUAAUUAAUUUGAGUCCACCUUCCAUGGUGGUUCAGAAACCAGACUACCUUAAUGAUUUCACUCAUGAAAUCCCAAAUAUCCAGACUGAAGCAUAUGAGAGCAUGACAAAAACAACCCAGAGCAGUGGGUUGCCAAGGGAUCCACAAGACCUUAUGGUAGAUAAUCCUUUAAACCAGCUCUCUACAUUAGCUGGACAGUUAUCUAGCUUGCCACCUGAAAAUCAAAAUCCAGCUUCUCCUGACAUUGUUUCCUGUCAAGAUGAAAAGCCUUUCAUGAUACAGCAGCCUGCUGCACCUGCAGUAGUUUCAACUGUGUCAGCAAAUAUUCCUCAAAAUUCAUCUCCAACCAGCCCAGAUCCUCGGCCUACACACAAUCAAAGGAACUAUAGUCCCGUGGCAGGUCCCAGCAGUGAGCGCAGUGCCCACACCAGUACUCCCAGCAUAAGUAACAGUCAACCAAGUACUCCAGCUCCAACCCUUCCAGUUCAGGACCCUCAGCUUCUGCAUCACUGCCAACACUGUGACAUGUACUUUGCAGACAAUAUCCUUUAUACUAUUCACAUGGGAUGUCAUGGAUUUGAAAAUCCUUUUCAGUGCAACAUAUGUGGGUGUAAGUGUAAAAAUAAGUAUGACUUUGCUUGCCAUUUUGCAAGAGGCCAACAUAGUCAACAUUGACUGAGAACAUGCUUUCAUUUAGUUUUUUAACAUAUUACAAUAUAUUUUUCAUACUUGCUGAAGGAGAGCUUGCACAUUCCCAUAAGGAAUCUUCACAUUAAUCAAUUUGAAAAAUAAGGCAAAUUUAUUUCUAUGUUGUCAUAAAACUUGCCAGGGAAAUUUUGUAUAAGAUGUGAUUGUUAUUUUAUAAGCAGCCUUUCAAAAAAGCUGAGAGUGUUAUAAGAAUCAGAAUGCAUUUACAUUCUUUGGUUGCUAAAUUUAUGUUGCUUGUACUUAAUCCCAAUAAACGUUCUCCAAAUAUAGAAGCAGAGCGUGUGUCCUGAAACAUAGGAUGCAAUUAUCAGACUGUUUACUAGGCAAGACAAAAAUCUUUUAACCAUAAAUGCAAUGACACGUAUGGUUACUUUUGAGACAUACCCUUAAAAAUUUAGCUAUUCUAAACUGGAAAAACAAACAGAAGCAAUUUAAACACACAUAUUCAAUUUGAUGUAAAACUUGCUGUAAUCUGAAGGUUACUAAUAAGCUUUUGCUUAGUCUAGUCUAACUCUUCAUGCUAGGGCUCAAACACUAAUUUUAACUAUUAUUUGUAAAGCUCAUCACAAAAAGUGGAAGGUAAUGGGUUAUUGUGAAUGAAACUGGUAGGAAAAAAGAGCUAAAAGCUUGUCAUUUACAAGUUAUACAAGAGAAAAAUUAAGUAUGACACCUUAUUUUAAACUACACUUACCAAAAUUUUACAUGUAAUUCUUUAAAAAGGAGGUAAUUUUUAGCAGUCAUAAUAAAGAGCUUGUAGAACUAAUAUAUAUUCUGUGAGAUUAACUGCCUUAAACUAAUUUGUACAGAUGUUUAAAAUUUGCACAAUUAGACUUCUGUCUUGCUGAUAGAAGUUCUCUUAGAAACAAACAAGAGGUUUACAAAUCAAAAAUCAGUUUUAUCUCGGGCCAAGCUACAACUGAUAGGUUGACUGUAUGUUUGAAAGUUGUAUAAUCUAGUUUACUGUAAACUUCAGCUAACUUGGGAGUCAGUUUGUCUCGUCCCUUCCCCCCAAACUUGUUGUCCUUUGGUGUGCUAGAAAUAAGGGGAAGGGCUUCUGGGUUUUUUGAACUGUUCAUGUAGUAGACAAAGGAAUACUGUCUGACUACAUUUUGAGUCAUUGUGAUUGAGAAUCGUAGGUGGCAAAUGGUAACUGAAGAUGUAAGUGAAGUCCAUUGCACACUUUUUUUUUUUAUACUGUACAGCUUACUUUAGAAGGACUUAGGCUAGUGGACAGGCACUUUAAUAUAAACCUAAAUAAAACAUCCUAGCAAAAUUAAUAAAAGCUCUUGAUGCGUUACACAAUAAUUUGUAAUAUUUCAAAAAAGUGAAGAACUAUUACUUUUCCCAUAUUUAGACAUGCACUUUUACCUUAAUUUGUCUUAUUUCAGACAAAUUAAAGCUUCCCUUAUAUAUUCCCCCUUUACUAUCAGCAAAAUAUGGCAGCAAAUAUGUUUUGUUAAAAGCAGGAAGAUUUUAUUGUUGUGCAAGUCAGAGGUUGGAAUCUGAAUAACAAAUGUUUGGCUUAUUCAAAUUUAUAUUGUUCUGGGAGCUAAAGCUUCCUGGAGGUGAUGGAAAAAACUAACAAUGACUUCAGCAUAAGAUCCAUGCAGGAAAAAACACCCAUCUGAGAAUUUUAGCUUUAGAAAUAAUUUUGACUUUAAUAAAUUAGAAAUUUGGGAACUCAAUAUGUUUCUCUCUACCUGACUUACCUAGUGUUGGAUUUUCUGUGCUGAAGUAACCAGUUGAAGGAAAUGGAUUCUUGGCUGCACAGAGUCUUGUAGGAAUGGGGUGAAAAAUACACCAUUGAAGUAUUUCCAAUGUAGUGAAGAUGAAUGAUAACACGUUGUCGAGCCUAAAACUGUUUUUGGUUUCAGGCCUGGUUCAAAGUCUGUUUCAGUGGAUUUGUAAAACAGAAUGUAAUUUCUAUUUUUCAUGAUAGUCUUUAUAAUUCCAAAAUAUCUCUUUGUUGCUUUAUACUUUAAAAACGUGUUUUAUAAGCAAAACUGCAACUCUGUGUGCAUAAACAUAGAGAGUCCUUUAUUUUAAGGACUAAAAGUUGACUGAACGGGAAUCCAGUUGGAAGUUACUGCUCCUGAACAGGUUUUACAGCAUGGUUCUUCUAGUCAGAGAAUACUGUAGAAAUGAUAGCUCUCUUUUGAUCACAUAUUGACACAUGCGAAAAUCUAACUUUGGCUAAAAUACAAUAUUAGAAAACAGACGUUACUGCUGAAGACUGCUACAAUUAGUAAUUUAGAGAGAUAAUUUUCCUUGCCUUUUGAUGAUGCAAACUUCUAUUCCUGGGCUGUAGUGACUCCAAGGAAGCUUCUGGAAUGGUGGUGCUCCAGGGAGCGCCUUCCAGUGCUGGAUGAUGCGGAUCACAACAGCCAAGUUCUCCUUGGUUUGCAGCUCAGCCUUUCCCUCCUGGUAUUAGUAGGGAGAUUAACUCCAGUGCACGCGCUGGAGAUUUCAUCCUCUCAUUCCAUUUACACUGUUUCUGAUCCAUUAGGACGUUCACUGGCAGUGCCUGUAAACAUUAUAGACUUACUUUUUUGUGUCAGCUAAUGAUCUGGCCAUUUAGAAAAAUGACUUCUUAAUUAUGAUGCCCCUGAACAAAAUUAUAAACGGUCGCUAAUAGGUAGCAAGAGGAAGCCUGCAUGAUCCCGUUGAAAAGGGGCCCUGGUUUAGGAGGGGAUCCUCCAUUGAGGGGGAACAUAUGUUCUUAAUAAUAGAACUUGGUAUGAAAAAAAAAAACUAACUCCAAACGUUGCAAAUAGCUCUUUAGAAGUAUUUUAAUACUGAUGACUUAAUACAGUUGUUUCUGCUUUGAAGUACCUAAGGAAUGGAAACUGAGCUUGAAGAUCUAUGAACUGUUGAUCAAUGAUAAAAAUAUUUUUCCUGCUUUCCUUGUGCAAGCUCCUGUUUGCAGGGGGGAUCCGUAGGCAGCAGCAGGCCUUGGUGUUCAUCCCUUGAUUCUGCAACCAGAGCCGGGGAGUGGAUCGCUGCUAAUUCUUAAUUUUUCAACAUAAUGCUGUGUGUUCAGUUGUGCCAAACAGUACCCUGACUAUAUUUGUUUCCUUCUGUCUACUGAGUAGGUUUGGAAGGUGCAUUUUCAUAAUAGUUUUUAAUAAUUUUGUACAUACUACUUACUAUAAUUUAAAGACCAGAAUUAGUACUGGAAAAUGGUUUUAGAGUGUGAUCCUGACAAUUCCCUUGCACAAGCAGGCCUUAUUCAGAAUCAAGGAGGGAUACUUGUCAGGAAUUGUGGGAUCGAGUUCUCGGGUAGUAGGACUUCUCGUACUGAGUUCUCAAUGUGCUAUACUGCACUAAUUUGUUUGCCUUUUUUUUUUUUUUUUUAAAUAACAACAAAUCCUUGUAUUAUAAGGUGGUGAUUAGCAUUUUAACUUAUAUUAACAGGGAAAUUUGGGAAUGAGUUGAAAUUUUUCCAUAGCUUGACUCUUAAAUUCUGUAGUUGAAAAAAAAAAAAAAACCAACAAAAUAAACCCCACAACUUUGUGGGUUUUUGUCAUAGAUUAUUUUAUAGAUUUGUUGACAUUUUUAACAUGCAUUAUUUAUAGUGCUCUUAAUACAGACUUAUUUUGAGACUGAAUUUUCCAAUGAGCGUGCAAAUAUUAGACUCAAGAUCUUAGUAGAUUAUCUCAGUUAAUACUUAAACCAACUGUGAAGCAGCUAAUAGGGAAAAUUAGUUGUUUUUUCACAGAUACAUGUUUAGAUGAAGAAGAUGCUAACAUAAAACAUUGAUUGGCAUUUUAACAUAAAACUCAGUGCUGGAAGACAUGUUCCAACAGAGUUUCCUAGCAAAGUGAUCUGUUGCUAUUUGUUUUUUUUUCCAGAAUGUUUGGGGGGGUUGCUUGUUUGCUUUUUGUUUCUUUUUGACGAAGGGAAUGUAUUUAGAAGUCUUCACUGGCAAGUUUUCUAUUCAUCUUAAGCUUCUUUGAAAAUCUAUGGCAAAUGGAUGUUCUGCUGCAGGAAAUCUAUCCCCUGCUGAAGCAUUUUUCAUUGAGCAAUCUUUGUGUAUGUGCUUCUAAGUACCUGCUUUGUUAAUAAUAUGUAUUUCAGUGUAAAAAGCGUAUUUUGUAUGCAAAAAUGAAACUUGUUAGAGUUGUAAAAUAAAUUUUAUUGUGUAGUGAAUGUUUCAGAUGAUGAGUUUAAUUCUGAAAUAACUUGACUAUAUCUAGUGUAGUUCAUGUUGUGAAGCUUUGCUUUUGUAAGAUAGGAAUAAAAUAAUACUUUCUAA